Molecule: messenger RNA, 3630 nt
Organism: Pogoniulus pusillus (Red-fronted tinkerbird)
Lineage: Eukaryota; Metazoa; Chordata; Aves; Piciformes; Lybiidae
Gene: DPP4
Product: dipeptidyl peptidase 4
Exons: 26
Coding region: 196-2478 (760 amino acids)
Biological process (GO): proteolysis
Cellular component (GO): plasma membrane
Molecular function (GO): serine-type endopeptidase activity
Source: RefSeq, a predicted model, not a curated record
CUCACAAGCCCGGAGCAAAGCUGCCGAGCUUGCAGCAGAGCCGCGCUCCCGCUCGGACCGCCCGGUGCCUGGCGCGGCUCGCUUCCUGCGAGCGGCAGCAGCCGCCCCGGCCCGGCCCGCCCCGCGCCGCGCACCCGGCGAGCUCGGCAGCUGCGCCCCGCUCGGCCUGCGCCCGCCUCGCUGCUGCGCUCCGCCAUGCAGACCUUUCUGAAGUGGCUGCUGGGCAUCCUGGGCGUCGCCGUCGUCGCCACGGUCAUCGCCGUGCCCCUGGCUCUGCUCACCGGCACAAGUCCACCUGAGCCUGAUUCACGAAGCACCUACACUCUGCAGAAUUACUUGAACAAUGACUAUAACUACGUAACAUACAAUCUGCAGUGGAUUUCAGGAAAUCAGUAUCUUCACAAAACAGCUGAUGGGGACAUCCUACGUGUCGAUGCUAACAGUGGAAUGUCCUCUGUAGUCAUUGCAAAGACUAUAUUAGAUGAGUACAAAGCAACCACAGCUAUAUUGUCUCCUGACCAAAGAUUCGCGCUUCUGCAGUACAACUAUGUAAAGUUGUGGAGGCAUUCCUAUACAGCUUCAUAUUACAUCUAUGAUUUCAAUAGCAGCUCUGUUUUAGAUGCCAAACUACUGCAUAACGAUACACAAUAUAUAUCCUGGUCACCUGUUGGUCACAAACUGGCAUAUGUUUGGAAUAAUAAUGUUUAUAUAAAAGAUUCACCAACAGCAGAACCUGUGCAGAUCACUAGAAGUGGAGAAGAGAAUAAGAUUUUCAAUGGAAUACCAGAUUGGGUUUAUGAAGAGGAAAUGUUUGGCAGCCAUUCUGCUCUGUGGUGGUCUCCAAAUGGCAGUUUUGUGGCAUACGCAGUCUUCAACGAUACAGAAGUUCCUCUUAUAGAGUAUUCCUUUUAUUCUGAGGACACCUUGCAGUAUCCAAAGAUCAUUAGAAUCCCAUAUCCCAAGGCAGGAGCUACAAAUCCAACUGUGCAGCUGUUUAUUGUGGAUACUAGGCUGCCUCGGAAUUUCACUUCUGUGGAGAUACUUCCACCUGAAGAAAUAAUAUCAGGAGAUCAUUACUUGAGUGUUGUAACAUGGGUGACAGAUGAAAGGAUCUGCCUGCAGUGGCUCAGGAGAAUUCAGAACUUUUCAGUCCUCACGGUUUGUGACUUUGAAAAUGCUACUGGAAGCUGGUCGUGUCCACAGGAGAAGCAGUUUACAGAGCAAAGUACGACUGGCUGGAUUGGCAGAUUCCAGCCAUCUGUCCCUCUCUUUGCACCUGAUGAUGCUACCUACUACAAAGUAUUCAGCAAUGGGGAAGGUUACAAACACAUCCAUUACAUAAAUGGCUCACAGGUUCCAAUCCCUAUUACUACUGGAAGAUGGGAAGUAAUCAGCAUAGAAGCUGUAACCAAUAGCUUUUUGUACUACAUUAGCAAUGAGAAGGAUGCAAGGCCAGGAGGAAGAAAUCUUUACAAAGUGCUCUUGGAAAGCAGUCCAAGUUCUACUAGAUGUGUUAGCUGUGAUCUGAAUCCAGAAAGAUGCCAAUAUUACUCUGUGUCCUUCAGCAAAGAUGCACAGUAUUAUCAGCUAAACUGUCGUGGUCCUGGCCUGCCCAUGUCUACUCUGCACAGAAGCAGUGAUGAUCAAGUCCUCAGGUACUUGGAGAAUAAUACUGAUCUGGAAAAUGCAUUGCAAGACAUUCAGAUGCCUUCCAAAAAAAUCGACAUCCUUAGUGUAGCUGGAUACAACCUGUGGUAUCAAAUGAUACUGCCUCCCCAUUUUGAUCCAUCAAAGAAGUACCCUCUGCUCCUUGAUGUGUAUGCAGGACCCUGUAGUCAGAAAGUGGAUAGUACCUUCCAGAUCAACUGGGCUACAUACCUUGCUAGCACUGAGCAGGUCAUUGUGGCUAGCUUUGAUGGCAGAGGAAGUGGAUAUCAAGGGGAUGAAAUUAUGCAUGCAAUAAACCGAAGACUGGGAACAUACGAAGUGGAAGAUCAGAUAACAGCAGCCAGGAUGUUUUCUGAAAUGAGCUUUGUUGAUAAGGACAGAAUAGCUAUUUGGGGUUGGUCCUAUGGGGGAUAUGUGACCUCCAUGGUGCUUGGCUCUGGAAGCGGCGUGUUCAAGUGUGGAAUAGCGGUUGCCCCUGUGUCACGUUGGCAGUAUUAUGAUUCAAUAUACACAGAGCGAUACAUGGGCCUGCCGCUACCAAGUGACAAUCUCAGCAGCUACAACAGUUCAUCAGUAAUGGCCAGAGCUGAAAAAUUCAAGGAAGUUGACUAUCUCCUUAUUCAUGGAACAGCAGAUGAUAAUGUUCACUUUCAGCAAGCUGCACAGAUUUCCAAAGCUCUUGUUAACGCUGAAGUGGAUUUUCAAGCAAUGUGGUACACUGACAAAGACCAUGCCAUCAGCGGUCAAGCACAUAAGCAUAUUUAUACCCACAUGAGCCAUUUCAUAAAGCAGUGUUUCUCACUGCCGUAGCAUCAGCACUUUGGUUGUAAGUCAUGGCACCUCUCCAGAAUGUUCUAGUUAAUAUACACUUAAGCCACUAUAAACCUUUAUGACUGGAGAGAAGAUAAGGGUCAGGUGUUGGGAUACCUGUGUACACAAUGAAAUGCUAAUCUUCAUAAUGGUUUCUGCUGCCGAGCAACUAUUGCAUUUUUAUUGAUUGGGUUUAAAUUGGGUCUUAACAUCAUCAAAACGGAGGUGUUGCAUGGUACCUGCUUAAACUUCAAACAGAUCUUGCAGAAAUUGCCUAAUGCCUCAUCAGUUUCUACUUGAACAUCAAUAUCAGGGGUACUGCAACGUUAGUAUUCUAUGUGCAGAAGGAAAACACUUUUAUUUCCUGCAGUUCCUUGAUUUAGUCUUUUCAAUCUCUUGGAUUACAGUUCUAGAAGCUUUGCAGUUCCUUGAUUUAGUCUUUUCAAUCUCUUGGAUUACAGUUCUAGAAGCUUUGCAGUUCCUUGAUUUAGUCUUUUCAAUCCCUUGGAUUACAGUUCUAGAAGCCUUGCAAGGAAAGCAUGGAACCAGCUUUCACCAGGGAUGAUGAGUGAUUCUUAUUCAAACUAAUAGCACUGAUUUCUUUAUUUCCUAUCAUACUACUGUGAUUUUUUUUGGCUUACUUUGUUAUAAAGGCUGCUGCUGUGGGAAUCUGCACUGGUAAAAAGUCUUCUCUAGCAGCUAUGGGACAGGAAAUCUUUUUUUUCCCAGAAGUUUUGUAUUUGCUGAUGACUGGGAUGGAUAUUCCUUGCACUCAAACAGAAAGCAUUACAAUGCAAAGCAGCAGGGUUUGCUAUUUAGCAAACUUGCUUUUUCUUGCAGCCUCCCAGUAAACUGCUGUAUCUGCAGCACUGCAGGUAGGCUCCUCUAUCUUAGUGUUCUUAAUUUCACAUAGAGAGUGAUUGGCAUUGGAAUGGGCUGCCCAGGGAGGUGGUGGAGUUGCCAUUCCUGGAGGUGUACCAAAAAAAGCCUGCAUGAGGCACUCAGUGCCUAGUUGAUUGGCUAGGGCUGGGUGAUAGGUUGGUCUGGAUGAGCUUGGAGAACUCUUCCAACCUGGUUGAUUCAAUGAUUCAAUGAUGCAACCCACUUGUCCUACAGCCUGCUUUAACAUAAUAAAGACUUUAAGUUAUGCAA